Messenger RNA from Aspergillus chevalieri, 642 nucleotides. It is a transcript of the gene cwc21, whose product is annotated as U2-type spliceosomal complex subunit CWC21. NCBI's taxonomy places the organism in Eukaryota, Fungi, Ascomycota, Eurotiomycetes, Eurotiales, Aspergillaceae. The coding region runs from base 1 to 642 and encodes 213 amino acids. The transcript has a single exon. The record is from RefSeq and is a predicted model, not a curated record.
AUGUCCUCAAACGUCGGCCUCUCCACCCCCCGCGGCAGCGGCACCUCCGGCUACGUCCAGCGCAACCACGCCUUCAUCAAGCCGCGCAACGCAGGCUACGGCGCGCCGUACCCGCCUGUUGCAGACGACAAACUCGGCGGCGGGUUCAAGCAACGCCAGCCUGAUCGGAAGAUUCUGGAACAUGAUCGGUUAAGGGGCAUUGAGGUGAGGGUUAUGGAGGAGAGAGAGAGGUUGGAGGAGGAGAAUGAGCGGGUUGAGGAGGAGUUAUCGAAGACUAAGGGUAAAGGGAAGAAGGGGAAGCAUGAUGAGGAGGAGAAAGAAGAAGGGGAGACAUCUAAGAACGAGAAUGAGAAUGAGAAGAGGGUGUUAUCUGAUGAGGAAAUCGACGAGCGCUGCGAAUCGCUCCGCCAGAAGUUACUUCAGGAGCUCGACGACGAGGCCAAUGCACCUUCUGAUUCGCGGCGGGAUAAUCGUGGGCGUCGGGCGGCGCCAAAGGAAAAGAAGCAGUUUAAGGCGUAUCAGGUACAUGAGCUGGCGGAGGCGAAGAUUGAGGAGAGUGAGAGGUUACGGAAGGCCUUGGGGAUUAGGGAGGAUAGGGAGACGGGGGAGAUUUCUAGUGGGUGGAGAGAUGCUAGGAGGUAA